Trematosphaeria pertusa is the source of this 2392-nucleotide messenger RNA. RefSeq names its product Gpi1-domain-containing protein. Gene Ontology annotation, cellular component: membrane; endoplasmic reticulum. Bases 154 to 2286 code for a protein of 710 amino acids. Lineage: Eukaryota; Fungi; Ascomycota; Dothideomycetes; Pleosporales; Trematosphaeriaceae. The record is from RefSeq and is a predicted model, not a curated record. Gene Ontology annotation, biological process: GPI anchor biosynthetic process. The transcript has 5 exons.
CCUUUCGAUAUUCUUCUUCCUCUUCAUUCUGCCCAUCGAGCGCAUCGCCGCGCACGAGACGGACGCGCAUCCACGACCGGCAGGCGGCGGCAUAUCUGCUCGCGAACAGCUCAAGCGACGCGGCUCGUUCUAGCUGGGAAACACUAUGGUGACAUGGUCACACAUAAUGGGCUGAUGCGCAUAUUCUGGCCCUCUGAUGCGCCAAAGGGGCAUUCUCCCGGCGUAAUCGUGGGCUUUCGUAAUUCCGAGCUCGAUGUGUUCGUGGUAGCCAUCCUGCAGGAGGUCGAGGUGCGCAAUGUCGAGAAUGCGCUGCUAGUAGGAACACUGCUGCGACACACUCCUCACAAUGCCCAGGAACUGCUCAAGCGAUGCGGCCAUUCGUCGCUGCGCGUUCUAGGGUGCCUCAACCCACAGAGCCCUUCGCACUCCUUCGAUCCGCACCUCCUCGCCAUGUAUACCGAUACCGCCACCUGCUUUCCACGUCUGGACUGCCCAGCCGACACACAUCUGACGGUGCAGGUCAUUGUGUACGAUCGACCGCACCCGACGCGCAUGCAAUAUCUCUCGCUCACUCCCAUGUCGCUUGCUCUGGGUGACAAAGCAGACGGCCGGAAAUGGGACUCGGCCUUCGCAGACGCCGAGGAAGAGGAGGAGGAACGGAAAAAGAAGGAGAUGCUUGUGGAAAAGCUCAAGUUGCACACCGUCAUGUCGCAUCCGUCUACACACAAGGAGCUGUCCCUGCCCAUGAUCGUUCACCAAAUCAAUUGCUCGUUUGAGCUCAACGCUUUGCUGCAAAAGAACAUUGGCCUGAUCGGAAGGCGAAUGAAGCGGGCGCUGAGUGUGAGCGAACGAGUGGUCGAAUCUGCCAACGAUCUCUGGGACUACGUCUACAUCAUCCUCUGCUACUUCUGGACGACUUGGCUGUACCCGGUAGCAGCCCGGCUGUUCAUAUUUGGCUUGAUGGCUCAUCGUAUCGCUGGUGAGGUGAUUCUACGCAUCUUGGAUUGGAGGCCGGGGUCACCGGACGCUCCUGCGUUGAAAGAUAUAUCCGCCACAGCACAACAAGUCGACAUCCGGCUGCAGCAGUUUUGCUACUGGCCAGUUCAAUACAUGACGUUGCGCAAGCGGAAAGGAAACUGGGAAAGCGUCACCAAUAACCACCCCGAGUACAUUCGCUUCUACAACAGCCUAUGGCUAGUAGCGAACGACGUUAUCAUUGGCAUUGCUCUGGGUUCGUACAUCAUUGAGAACUCUCGCUUUUUAGCGUCCCAAAUCGACGUUAUCCUCAACGCGUGGUCUGUCGAAGGGCUGAGGCGGAUGAUCUCGUGGCUUAUGGAGUGGCCCGGUGGCUUGAAACUCAACUCGGAGCUAGCUGACUUUAUGGGAGAUCUCUUUCUUUGGGUCAUUGACCACUGGGCAGGCUGUAUGGCGAUUCUCCGUCCGCAUCUACCCGGUAUCGUCCAUUUCAUUGGCUUUUCCGCCUUCGCCGGUGCCACGAUGCCCAUCUCCCUCUUCUCCGAUCUUGUUUCACUGCUCACCUUGCACAUCUACUCAUUUUACAUUGCAUCUGCUCGCAUCUUCCAUUGGCAGCUCACUAUCAUCAUUUCGCUGUUCCACCUUUUCCGCGGACGAAAGCGAAAUGUUUUGCGCAAUCGGAUCGACUCGUGCGACUACGACUUAGAUCAGCUCCUUCUGGGCACUAUUCUUUUCACUCUGCUGUUCUUUCUGUUGCCGACAGUCUUUGUGUUCUACCUGACAUUCGCCACGGCCCGCGUUGCAGUCAUCGGUCUAAAGGCCGGGCUAGAGAUUGGCCUGGCAUGUUUAAACCACUUUCCACUCUUCGCAGUCAUGCUUCGGAUUAAGGACUCGCGACGACUGCCCGGUGGUAUAUGCUUUGAGCUGCAAGAUAUGAACGCUUUGGCUUUCCCCGUCCAGGAUGCAGCGUUGUCAGCACCGACGUCUUAUGUUCUCCUCAAGUCGAUACCCCUCCCGCUUCGCGCAAUGUUUCAGUCCUACUUCGAGCUUGGGAACCGGAUACGCAAACAUUACCUCUCGCCCAGCGUCUUUCUCUGCCUCGGCUCAGGCCAGUUCGUUCCACCAAUACAUCGACGGAACCUGUACAGUUUGCAGUAUAGCAUGUUGCCGGCGAAAAGAGCAGGGAUCGGAGAGUUGUGGAAAAGACUGAACGAGAAUGAGCCUUCGCCGGCCAAUGCGGCGAACGGAUACCCCUUCCUACCGACCAGACGGGGUUUGCCUAACGGUACUCCAAGGAGAGGAAGCAGGUAGCAUAAAACACAUUCAUCCCAAUCACUUGCCUGUCAAUGUUUGUAUCAUUGCAUGAGCCACGCAUAUUUGCCCCUCCGAAGACCCUAGUGCGUUGCCGGAUCGUGUA